Messenger RNA from Brugia pahangi, 909 nucleotides. NCBI's taxonomy places the organism in Eukaryota, Metazoa, Nematoda, Chromadorea, Rhabditida, Onchocercidae. The record is from the annotation of a GenBank genome assembly.
AUGGGACCAAUUGGAAGUAAACAUACUAAGCAAAAAAAACAUUCUGACGGAACUUCAGAGCAACAGAAAAAAUCACUCUUAUCAAGAUUACGAAAACGUAUCUUUCAAAGACCUAUUAGUUCGUGGAAGCAUAACAGAAACCAACCAUCAACAAAAAGAAUUAAGCGACAGUCAAACAAAAUUUCAAGGACAAUCUCAAAAUCAUCAGAGCAGCCAAGGGAUGUUGGAGUGCGAAAGAAUCAUAAGGAGACCGAAUCAUACAAAUCAACAAGAGCGCCAUCAGAAUCUCUUUCUUCUCUCAGCAAUUCAGUGAUUCAUAAGAUGCCAGAUGCUGCGCAGCAAAAAUAUCGAAAGAAGCAGAAAGAAAGUGCAGCCCGAAGUAUCAGUAAAACAUUACAAAGAUGGGCUAAAUUUCCCGGAUCGUCACCUUCUUCAUCAAGUCGACAAAGCAUUAGAAAUGCUCGAAAAAGGAUCAAAGCAUUCUUUAGCCGUCCUAUGAGUGAUGUCUCAGUACAAAAAUUUGUUGAAAAAAUUAAAAAAAGAAAUGAACUGCGGAAAGAAAGUACUUUCAAAAAGGAACUACCAGAAAUACCUUUGCGGAGUGCAGAUGAAAAAUUCCCAUUCAGACAUCGGGUUGAAAGGCACGAGACAGAAAUGAAGGAGGAAAGUGAUAAAAUUAAUUCACUCAAGAAACCAGUUUCAAGAGUGAUUGAUAAUGACAAUGAAGGAAAGCUGUUCGACGAGGAUGGUCUACCAUUUUGGAGUAAAUUUAGUAAAGUACAAAAGGAUAGUGAGCAUAGCGUAGAAGUAACGGAUGAUGAACUACCCAUGGAUUCGGAAGUAUUACUUGAAGUUCAAGCAGGGUUGCGUAAACUUGUUAAGAUGCCUAAAAUUAGGUCUAUUACAUAA